Lathyrus sativus (Indian pea) is the source of this 711-nucleotide messenger RNA. NCBI's taxonomy places the organism in Eukaryota, Viridiplantae, Streptophyta, Magnoliopsida, Fabales, Fabaceae. The record is from the annotation of a GenBank genome assembly.
AUGGAUGAAGUUGUGGAAAUAGAGACCUUAGAGAAGAGUUUAUUGGAAGACAAUGAAGAAGACGAAGAAGUGUUAUAUUCAGCAUCGUUUAAAGAAACGGAGGAGAAUUUCGUCAAGUACCAAACGGUACAGUGGGUACUUUACUCAUUGUUACUGAUAUUAGCUUGGGGAAUUGGGUUACUCAUGUUGCUUUAUAUACCAAUCAGAAGGUUUAUACUUAGAAAUGAUAUUCGUUCUAGAACCCUUUACCUUACUCCAAAUGCUAUUGUUUAUAAGGUCACAAGGCCGGUACCAUUUCCAUGUUUUGGGGUGCUGCAUAAAGAGAAGCAUGUUUUACUGCAUUCCGUGGCUGAUAUCGUGGUUGAACAAGGGUACUUGCAAUCCCUUUUUGGUGUAUGCUCUGUUAGAAUUGAAAAUGUUGGAGUUAGAAGGCCACCCAGUGACGAUGUUAAAAUCCUCGGCGUUGCAAAUCCUAACGAUUUCAGGAAGGCUGUUAUGAUGCGCCUAUCAAACAUAAGAAAUGAGUUAGUUUCAAGACAAGCGUCUACAUUAGAAGAUUCUUCGCAUUUGAUGAUGUCUCCAUCUAAGUCUGAGAGAUACGAUUCUACUCGUUUAAGGGAUCUGCUGCUAAUGCAGAAACUAGAGGAAGUUGGAAGCUCUGUCAAGCGAAUGCAGACUUUAUUUGAGGAGCAACAAUCUCAAACAAUCUGA